CUUUCUUAUUUCAAGUGGGCUGGAGCAAAAGAAUUUUGCAGACAGGGUGAGAUGACUCUGCUCAGGAUUGAAGAUUAUGAAGAGGAUUAUUCGAUUUUUGGAUAUGGCAAAUAUAAUCCAGGACUAUAUUACUCGGACUACUGGACUUCGGGAAUAUUUUCUAGAAAAGACAGGAGAUGGGAAUGGGCUCCUUUCAGGCCCUACAAGCCAAUGACGUACACCAACUGGAAAAUGGGUGAGCCUUCCAACAACGAGGCCGCAAGUUGCGUUAGUCUACGUUUCUCUUACGGCGACUACUAUCAAUGGCACUGGGACAACUAUCGCUGCAGCAAGACUGCCGGAGUAAUCUGCGAGACAAAUCCAAAACAGUAAAUCGAUUAAGGUGUAAUCUGAGUUAAUUUAAUUUAUACUAUCAACAACUACUAACCUCCUUAAUGUUCACUUUUCAAUUUUAAUUUAACUGGGAAUAAAAUCGUGGUGACCAUAAAUAUUGACCUUUUUCAAUUGUAAUCGAGGCCAACAAAAUUUAAGGGAAUGUUAAGAUAAUUCUGGAAAUAGAUGAAAACCGUAAGUUAGUUUUGAUCACAUGUGCUAAUUACAAUUAUAAAAAAGGAACUUUAAAAAGUUGUUUCACCGAAAAGUUGUCAUCAAUUUUCGCGGUUGAUUGUGUCCU
Messenger RNA from Daphnia pulicaria, 673 nucleotides. Its product is annotated as perlucin-like. The coding region runs from base 52 to 372 and encodes 106 amino acids. The record is from RefSeq and is a predicted model, not a curated record. The transcript is spliced from 2 exons. NCBI's taxonomy places the organism in Eukaryota, Metazoa, Arthropoda, Branchiopoda, Diplostraca, Daphniidae.